Molecule: messenger RNA, 1005 nt
Organism: Parascedosporium putredinis
Lineage: Eukaryota; Fungi; Ascomycota; Sordariomycetes; Microascales; Microascaceae
Source: the annotation of a GenBank genome assembly
AUGAUGUUAGCUAACGCGACUUCUGCUACAGUCAAGCCCAACGAGGAUCCUAACGUCCGAGGUGACCCGUUCAAGACUUUGAUUGUCGCACGACUCAGCUAUGAUGCAAAGGAACAAGACUUGGAGAGGGAGUUUGCCAGGUUCGGUCCCAUUGAGAGGAUUCGAAUCGUCACAGAUAGCCAUUCCCACCUACACCCCAAGAAAAAGAAGAAGCCUCACAAGGGUUAUGCAUUUGUGGUAUUUGAACGAGAGCGAGAUAUGAGAGCGGCGCUAGAGGCGUGUGACGGCAUUCGUAUCCGAGACCGACGUAUCAAGGUAGACGUUGAGAGGGGUCGAACCGUAAAAGGCUGGAAGCCCAGGAGACUCGGUGGCGGGCUUGGCGGACGAGGCCACACCAAAGCAAUGCCUGCGCGCCCUGUAGGCCCCGGAGGUUUCGUUGGCGGCGGCUAUAGGGGUGGCUUCCGCGGCGGAUUUGAUGGUGGCAGGGGCAGGGGAGGCUUCCGUGGCGGAGGCGGUGGUGGUUUCCGAGGCGGUGGUGGUGGCGGCUUCCGCGGAGGAGACCGAGGUGGUGACCGAGGUGGUGACCGAGGCGGUGACCGAGGCGGUGACCGAGGCGGUGAUCGGGGUGGUGAUCGCGGCGACCGUGGCGACCGCGGCUCUAACGGUUAUGGCGCUCCUAGCAAUGCACCAUCGGGCCCUGGCUCGGGCUAUGGUGGACGAGGCGGUGGUGGCUUCGGAGGCGAUCGAAACCAAGGUGGUGGGUAUGACUCACGUGGUUCCGGACGCUCAUUUGAUGACAGAUCCGGCGGUGGUUUCCGCGAUCGGCACGAAAGAGAACCUCGGCGUACUGGGAGCAACAUGGAACCGAUACGACCCAGAGAACGGGAAAAUGGUGGGUAUCGCGAACGUGACAGGGACUACGACCGGCCACGCGAUGAUGACAGGAAACGCCACUACGAUGGCGGCAAUAACUACGAUGAACCCAGGAAGAUUCGCCGCUACUAG